GCGGGCGUCAGGUUACUUGAUAGAGACGGAUCCAUCGUGUCCAUCGACCCUGCAAUGCCCUCUAACUCUGAAAGUAAUCCCUACAAAGUUAUAUAUGAGGAGGCAAGAAAGACGGCGGCGGAAGCGGAGAUGAUUGAGUCGGUUAUGACCCACAUUUCUGAACAGUUUACAAAAUGCUUCCAAAUAAACGACUUGAAGGCGGAUCUAACAAAGAGGGUAGCCAUGCUGGAAAAGAGAGUAGAAAUGGAAGGUCUGAAAGUUUGUGAAAUUGAGAAAUGUAAAAAAGACAUCACUCAGCUACAAGAUGUCAUCAUGUCCACAACCAACAAAAAUAAUCCACGAGCCAAGAGAGAGUUUUCACUCCACGAAAAGCUACACCGUGGCAGGAAAUACACUUUAUCUCAGGAAACGGUGGAGUACCUGAAAAACCCGUCCUUUAACAACUGGCACUGGGAGCCGAAUGAGAUGCUGUGCCUCCUAGAGCACAUGUACUACGACCUCGAUCUCGUCACAUACUUCAACAUAAACCCAAUAGUGCUGAAGAGGUGGUUGCUGUGUGUGCAGGAGAGUUACCGGAACAACCCGUUCCACAACUUUCGGCACUGCUUCUGCGUCACCCAGAUGAUGUACGGCAUGAUCUACCUAUGCAAGCUGGAGGACAAGAUGUCCAAACUCGACAUCGGCAUUCUCAUGACCGCCUGUAUCUGCCACGAUCUGGACCAUCCGGGAUACAACAACACAUACCAGAUAAACGCGCGCACAGAACUUGCGGUGCGGUACAAUGAUAUCUCACCGCUGGAGAAUCAUCACUGUGCCGUCGCCUUUAAGAUUCUGAGCAAUCCUGACUGCAACAUCUUCGCUAAUGUGGACAAGGAGACAUGGAAACAGAUCCGACAGGGCAUCAUCACUCUGAUCCUGGCCACGGACAUGGCGAGGCACGGAGAGAUUCUCGAGUCCUUUAAACAGAAAGUCGACAACUUCGACUACGCGAACGAAGAGCAUGUUGCUGCCUUGAAGAUGAUUCUGAUCAAGUGUUGCGACAUCUCAAACGAAGUCCGUCCCAUGGACGUGUCCGAGCCCUGGGUCGACUGCUUGUUGGAAGAGUAUUUUAUGCAGAGUGACAGGGAAAAGGCGGAGGGCCUCCCCGUGGCUCCUUUUAUGGACAGGGACAAGGUUACCAAGGCAACCGCUCAGAUCGGCUUCAUCAAGUUCGUCCUCAUCCCCAUGUUUGAAACGGUAGCCAAGUUGUUCCCGUCUAUAGAAGACUGCAUGGUGAAGCCGUUGAGAGAUGCCAGGGAUUACUACGAGGAACUCAAACAGAUGGACGACGCCAUGGCAGAGAGAAAAAAGGCAGAGGCACUAGCGCUGAAAAAACGGCCUUAAAGUUAUGAGGGCCACUUCUCCACAUCUAGAACUCAACAUCCCAACUAGAACUCUCCCACAUCCCAACUAGAACUCUCCCACAUCCCAACUAGAAC
This is a messenger RNA of Branchiostoma belcheri (Belcher's lancelet), 1478 nucleotides long. Its product is annotated as high affinity cGMP-specific 3',5'-cyclic phosphodiesterase 9A-like. The transcript has 16 exons. The coding region runs from base 55 to 1383 and encodes 442 amino acids. Gene Ontology annotation, molecular function: 3',5'-cyclic-GMP phosphodiesterase activity. The record is from RefSeq and is a predicted model, not a curated record. Lineage: Eukaryota; Metazoa; Chordata; Leptocardii; Amphioxiformes; Branchiostomatidae. Gene Ontology annotation, biological process: cGMP catabolic process.